This is a messenger RNA of Oppia nitens, 3782 nucleotides long. RefSeq lists its product as uncharacterized. Bases 161 to 3655 code for a protein of 1164 amino acids. The transcript is spliced from 20 exons. Gene Ontology annotation, biological process: Rho protein signal transduction. NCBI's taxonomy places the organism in Eukaryota, Metazoa, Arthropoda, Arachnida, Sarcoptiformes, Oppiidae. Gene Ontology annotation, molecular function: guanyl-nucleotide exchange factor activity. The record is from RefSeq and is a predicted model, not a curated record.
AAUGUUGAGGGAAACGGUAGGCCAACAACACAACUAAAGCACACAUAAAGCAUAGUGACAAUGAAUCGGGAGUUUUCAAACUUACAAACUAUUGACAUAUCAACAGAUGGAUUAUCACCAUUGAGAACAAAAUUUUGAUAACAAAUUAGUGCCAAAAAAAAUGAUGAACUUAUGUAAAUCAGGUAUCAGUGCCCGAACUAAAUCAUUGAGAGAAAAGUUUAGCCGAAACAGGAGUUAUUCAGAGCUGUCAUUCAAGGACUCGUCGACCUCAUCGACACCGACGGGCGACGCACCGCCGUUUAGAUAUAGUGUACGCACACAUUCAAGGGGUUAUAUACCCACACUACCAGAACAGGGUCGACAAAACAGUGCGGAUGCGAUACAAGUGACGAGUAUUCCGGGCGAACAGAUAUCCAAUUCAUAUAACAUAUUACCAGAAGAGGCCUAUUGUAGCGCUUUAGACAUCAACAGUGGUGAUGACGGGCCCCGAUUCCCGUGGCAGUGUGAUGUGGCCAUACAAUGUGAACUCAUAUCAACCAAUGCACUGACCGCAGCACAGCCUAAGUUAGCAAAAUCAGGCACUCAUGCGUCCAAUACGAGCACAUCAUUAACGCCAGACCAGCACUCAGGCAGCCAUAAACAAGGAAUUCGCUUCUGGAAGAGCUCAUACAUAUUGGGUCACAAUAGCAAUGUUAGCGAUGACAACAAAAAACCAGUUCCGCAGAAAAAACGUGACCACAAGUCUGUAUUGCAAAGGGCAGCCUCUUUUGAUUCGCGUGGAUACUCACGACUCGUCCAAAGUUCAACACCCAAUUCGCCCACACUUUCCUCACAAGAAGUCGCUCAAACACAUCUAUACGUUCCCCAACACAUACAGACACUUACUCCCAGUCACGAGACAUCAAAUGCCAGUUCACUUGAGGGAACACCACCUCUAUAUCGAAGAGAAAGGAGACAGAGUUCGGGCACAAAUUCGGCGCCCAAUUCUCGUAGCGGUACACCUCCUCUAACACCACCAUAUAAUAUCUAUCGGACAGGUCCAUUCAGUCAACCGGUCAGUAGAAAGAUUAGUAGUGAAAAAAGAAGGUUAUGUUUUUUCAAGAAACAGCCCAGUUCUGCACCCGACUCUUUUGAUAACGAUUCCCGACCUCAGUCUCCCGAAAAACAUGAUAAGCCCAGUGUUGAAGUCUUCACAUUUGACACAAUGCACAGACUUCUUGAUAUAUCAUUGCGAGCGACCUCUGAAUCAAAAGAUAUGCUGCAAAAGCCUUUACUUCUUAACAUACCAACAGCUGGAGGGUUAAGUGUAUCUAAAGAGUCGGUACCUCACGGAUACAUGAGUCUGCCCUCACCUAAUGUUCAGUCAGAGGGCUCAGAUGCAAAUCCUGUGUUCAAAAGGCUGUCCGCAUUGGGCCGUAAGGGUGACGGCGCUGACAGCGAAAGGGAAGACGAGACUCUUCACGACGAACCGCCCGCUUCUGUACUUCAUAGACGACGAGCACUCGUACCUCCAAAGCUUAUAACUGAUGGGUACGAGAGUGCCACUGAUGAUCUUGAACCCAGUCAUAGGGCCGAAAGCACACAUUUAUUGGGUGAACCGGUUAACCCAAAGAACCGCCGCCGGAGUUCUAUUGUUGUGAUACCUCCGAUGCAGAUAUGCCCCGGAGAUUUAUUGGUUUACAGUAAAGUAUUGACCCAACGGAACAAUUUAUUAGAUAACUUAGACGGAUCCACACAAUGUUUGACACUUAGUGAAGACUCGUCCCGAAAAGGCAACCGUUUUUCGUUCCUACGGCUGUUUGACAGGUCAGGUCGGGGAAAGUCUGACUCGCUCUGUGGUCUCGAGGAAGUGCUCUCCACUCUUCAGCCGUCCGUUUUUAAUGACGAACAGCUCUCUAAAUAUAAGGGUUUAACUUGGAAUGACUUCUUGUCUAAAUUUGAAGAACGGAGAGCUUCUGGUUCUUCAAUGGUUUCGGGUUAUCGUCUGUCACAGCCAUUUAGUGAGAGCCGUCGAUCCUCAGGUCAGACAAAUUUGUCACUACCCGGCGGAAACACACCAACCAUUGUGACACAUCAUCCGCCAUCGCCAUCCAGAAAGAAACAACUGAUUAGAACACAGACCUUUGACAGCACUCACUCUAGUGAUGCCAACGAUGACAAUCAAUUGGCGAUAAGCGCUCACUCAACACGAAGUCAUAGUUGUGUCGCACCCGUUACUAUACCAGAGAUCCGUCGACUGUCACGGGAACCACUGAAUCAACAAAGUAUCGAUUCUCAAGACAUCACAGAGAGCUUUGAUUCGGCGGACCUGAUAGGAGGGUCACCGCCUCAUUCUGGUCUUAGUAGUGCCCGAAGUAGUAUAAUGUAUAGUCGUUCUGAACACAAACGAAAGGAAGCACUUUGGGAUCUCUUCCAAAGCGAGUGUGUCUUUCUAUAUGAUCAUCUGAUGGUUCUUAAGAAUGUCUUUAUGGAGCCGCUCAAGAAGAUCCAAGUUGAGGGCUAUGCCAUGUUUGCAGAACCAGAAGUCUUGUUUGGAAAUCUCGACGAACUCUGUUGUGUGACAUAUGCUUUCUGUAAGGAAUUUCUUAAUGUAAUGCUUCAGUACACCAAUUGUGGAACAGAUCUCAAUCCGACCGAUGUCUUAGUUCGUCUCUUUCAAAAGAGCUCAAAAGCCUCUUCACUGACUCAGGCCUACCAUCGCUAUACACUUAAUUAUAUCAAUGCUCUCAACUAUUUGGAGACACUUAGACGUCAGGUCGAGUUCAAUGAAUUUGAAAAGUGGUGUAAUCGUGAUUCUCGUUGCAAGAAAUUACAAUUGACUGAUCUAUUAGUAUCACCGGUUCAGCACAUAAUGCGCGUACCAUUAAUAUUGAAGGACAUUGAGCUCAGGACUGAGGAUCUAAUGGAGAAAGAGUUGAUUUCAUCAAUCAUUGAAUCGGAGGAAAACUCGUUGCGUGAAUUAGACGACAAAAUGAAAUGGCUUAAGAACUUCGAGAGAUUACUAGAGAUCCAGAGGAAUAUAGUGUGGCCGUCGGUCUUUGAUCUCGACCCUAAAGUCUUCAUACCUGAUUUCCUUAAGGGCCCGUUAUCUAAGCAGCCGUGUGAACGACUAAUUGUUAGUCCUAGAAGACAGAUAAUACUUGAGGGACCCUUACAUAUACUGGACAGCGGCAAACCCAUUGAGAUGUAUGUUAUAUUAUUUGAUGAUAUGUUGGUUAUUACCAAAAGAAAGAAAGGGUUGCAUAAAAAGCAAUCAACUAUUACUGAAAGGUGGGGGUGCGGUAGGGGUAGUUUUACCGGAUCUCAUGAAGGAAUCUUCAAAUAUGUUGUUUACAAACAGCCGCUAUCAUUGGACAGAUUUUACAUUCACGACGUACUGGCAGGAAGUGAAGGCUCGACUAAUCUGAAGAAUGUUUUUGUAUUGGUUUGUCUGAACCGAUUCCAACAGGUCAUCACUAUUCAUACAUUUCAGAGUUCAUCUGAAAGCUCCAAAAUCCAAUGGCUAUCAAAACUGAGGGAUACGGCAGACAAAUGGAAGCGAACGCUACAGAACACCGUUUUCCGGAACCAACAGAGACUCAGCAGCGGUAGUGUCUCGACGGCCGCCAGCUUUAGAGAUAAUUCCAGUACAACUCAUACCAUAUCGACGAGAUAACUGAUAAUCAUUUUUAUAUAACCUAUUUAUACAAUUUUUAAAUAUAUACAUACAAUUGACAACCGGGUCAUCCAAUCAUUACUCCACUUUCUAUUAUUUUAUAUUUAUUAUUAUUAGUUGAAUACAA